ACACAAUAGUACUGGGUACAUAUUCGAUUUACACUGAAUACAACGUAAUGUCAGAGAAAUAGAGCGACAACAAACAAUGUAGACCAGGUGGAUAUUGGUUGAUUUUGGACAUUCAGAUUCAAGUCAACACUCAAUCAAGUGCUAACUGAGAGGAUAUUGUUAGUAGCGAAGAUGAUGAACUGGAAGAUGAAGAACAUAAAGGCAGUAGUGUUGGUGGUAGUGAUCUUUCUUUCACUGUUUUACAUGAUACACACCUUAGUGAGAAACAGGGGCACAUUGGACAAUGUGCAAAGAAUGAGUCAACAAGAUAAAGACAACAUUUUAGCUGGUGCAAAAGAUAUAUCAUUUCAUAUGGGCGUGGCUGAUGGGGAAGGUGCUGAACUAACAGAAAAAGAAAAGAAAGCAAUGUUUGAUGAAUGGAGGGAGCACAUGGGUGACCCCGUCUCUCUAUCAUGGAUCAUUCCGACUAAGGAGAAUACAGUACCCGAAAUUCUCCCAAAUCUUCUAAAGGUCCUUAAUGAGUACAAUUUAGAUACAGUCUCAGAAGUCGUAAUCGUGAACUACAAUGCUGCGAAGUUGUUAACGUACGAGAAACUGUUUCAACAACAUGUGGUUGUGUUUAAGAAAAUUAGAAUUUGGAUUCUCGAUAUAAGUGAUGAACUUAUGAAAACGUCUACAUCUGCAGCUGUGACGGAAGGUUUGGUUGUUAAUAUCGGUGCCCGGUAUAGCCAUGGGAGGUUCGUUGUUCCUAUUCAUGGAACCCCCACCCUUCCGAGGUCGUUAUUCCAAUGGAUUCGCUACCAAGAGGACAGUGUCUGGGAGACAGGCAAUGGUCUAUGGUGGGGUGGUGGUGGUACAACUCCCAAGUCGAAAAGCUUUUUUGGACUGUUGGGAAUUCCAAAGAAUAUAUGGUACUGUAUGGGGGGAUAUGACGAGGUCAUCAGAAGUCCAGAAUUUUUACAUGAAUUCGCUUGUAGGAUGUCUCAGUACAGCUUCGAUAUUCACUAUAUUAGCGAUGUUAAAGCUCCUGAUAUGAAAAAUCUAUUACACAUGGGAAAACUAAAAACAAUAAGAUAUAGAUUCAGCAACAAAGCAGAAUGGGGGUUCGCUGAUGUGAAUAUUCCGACCACGAUGUGUACGAGAGGAAUGUGUAAACACCUGGGUAAGACGCAGGAUAUUGGGUGGACGAAACACACCAACGUUAUACCGUCUUACAGAGGAACUGAUUGCAAUUACUUCGCGGAUGAAGAUGAGGAAUGUGACUUUCAAGCAGUCAGUGAUGCACUUACCUCGAGAAUGCAAUGGGGAUGGGAAGGGCAAGCUAGAGAGCUAUUAUAACAUGAAUCAAUUUUAUGCAUAAUUCAGUGCGUAAAUCGAACAAAGCUAUGGAAAACAAUAUUGGACAAAGUUUGAACGCAUUUUGUUUCAGCAUGAGAGAAUUAGUGAAACAACUUACUGUAGUGAAACCUAUCUAUCAUGUGCAUUAAAAUAGUCUAUGAAUAAAAUUAAAUGGUUGUAACAUCGUAUCACUACAGAGAAAGAGUAAUGGAUGUUUGAUUUUGGUCACUGUGUGCAGUACUGUGGUAUUUCAUUGUUAAUGAUUUCACAUUUUCGAAAUGAAUGCAGUUGCUUACGUCAGAUCAAGCAUGGGUGUUGAAUAUAGCCUAAUUAUAUGCAUCCCGUUAAUUUGUUCUUAAAUCACGGAUACAAUCAUUAAAUUAAGUAGAAAACGUAUAGUUAUAUCGUUUCUACACUAUUGUACUAUUGUACUGAUUCGAAUGAGUAUGAUAAAAAACACUAAGUUGUUGAAGGUCUGUGAGAUAUUUCAUACCCCUAAAUAUUAAAGGGCAAAUAUUAGCAUUUAUCAAAGCAUCAACCCCCGAUAUUUCAGUAAAUCUCCAAAACUUUAUUAAAUCUAAACCCUGCUGACCCUCUUACGAGGAAAAUGUGCAAUCGUUUUAUAGAUCUAUACCCGGGGAUCUAUAUAGCUCAUUUCAAUAUGCUAGAUAGAUUCCAGAGAGAUUAAAGAAUGUUAUACUAGUUCACAAGUUUGAUUUUCAGUAUGAAAACAUCAUACUUUGGUAAUCCAAGAUGGACAAUGAUAUAACCAUAACUGACAAAAACGGUUUACUGACGGUUAUUUAUCAUCAGUUGAUUUUCGAAGCAUCUGUUAGCGUCCAUCCCAUGGGAUUUAUUCUAUUGUCAGUCUAUAGGAAUGUGACACCCAGUUCAAAACUCUGUGUGGUAUAUUGUGCUUAUCAUUAGGAAACGUAAGUACUUCAAUCGAUCUAUUCUAUUUAUUUUUACAAGCCCGACGAAUGUUUGAUGGGAUUCUUUAUGUCUUUUGCUAAUGAAACAUUGAUUUUCCUUGCAGCUAUGUACGAGUCAGCCCCCAUAGCAACAUCGAACUAUUUAGUUCUUUUAGGUGCGAUUUCACCGGAUAGUAUUAGUCCCCAUUUGUGUGUUCGAAUAUUCUAUAAUCAAUGAUAGGGAAAAAUAACUGGCCGCGCCGGCAGCCAUAUUGAAUAAAGUAGUGAGUUGUUGGGAAAUGCUGUACAAAGAAGAUCAUUCGAUCGUUUCUGUCUUCAAAAACUGGCAAAACAUUAAGUUUGAUUGGUCAACGGAACUUUCAUUUAGUCAUUUAGAAUUAACCAAUUAAAUUGUAAUUAACCAAUUAAAUAUUAGUUGGUAUUGAUGAUACAUAUCGAGUAUUAACAAUCGACGCCUAUUUACAGAGGGACAUAGGCCUAAAUGAAAAUAAAAAGACGAAAUGUGAACAGGAUUAUUGUUAGCUCGAUCUUUUUAAUGUUAGUGAGACAUGACGACAGCUUCAGGUAUCACUAUACUGGAAUUUUAUUGACGUACAGUUUUAUUCUGAUGAAGUUGCAGUAAUUCAUCAUGAAUCUUUCAGACUGUUUUCAAAUAAAUACAAAAGGAAAAUGAAA
Messenger RNA from Owenia fusiformis, 2945 nucleotides. NCBI's taxonomy places the organism in Eukaryota, Metazoa, Annelida, Polychaeta, Sabellida, Oweniidae. The record is from the annotation of a GenBank genome assembly.